Messenger RNA from Planococcus citri (citrus mealybug), 2131 nucleotides. Its product is annotated as facilitated trehalose transporter Tret1-like. Gene Ontology annotation, cellular component: membrane. Gene Ontology annotation, biological process: transmembrane transport. The transcript is spliced from 3 exons. The record is from RefSeq and is a predicted model, not a curated record. NCBI's taxonomy places the organism in Eukaryota, Metazoa, Arthropoda, Insecta, Hemiptera, Pseudococcidae. Gene Ontology annotation, molecular function: transmembrane transporter activity. The coding region runs from base 183 to 1631 and encodes 482 amino acids.
AAAUAUAUUCAGCACGAGGAUAUAAGAAGAAGAAUCUUCAAGUUUGGUGAUAUUUGAAGUUGUAUGCACCAAACUAGCAGAACAUCUUCGAAGACACCCUCCUUGGUUAUUAUUCUCGUUUUUUUCAUGAUUUAGUAUUACGUAUUUUUAAUAUUGUUAAAUUCAUCAUCCGCGAAAAAACAAUGGAUAAGAAGAAGCUCAUAGAAGAAACUCCUGUUCCUGGAGUCGCAAUUCGACGGCAACUGCUGAUACUUCUACCAGUUUUUGUCAAUGUAUUCAUGAUGGGAGUUACUGGUAGUUGGCCCUCGUAUGCUCUCUAUUUCUUCACCAAAACCAAAGACGUAUCUGCUACGAUGGCCGAAUGUGCACAAAUGGUUUCGAUGGCGGAAAUUGGACGAAUAAUAUCAGCUAUUCCGGGAGGAAUAUUGACUGAUAAGUAUGGACGAAAGAAGAUCAACAGGCUUACCGGAAUCAUACAUUUCACCGCUUGGGUUCUACUAUCCUGCAGUACGAAUAUAAUGUUGAUAUACAUAGCUAGAUUAUUGCUCGGGAUAGGAACCGCUCUGGUUAAUGCAACCGCAACCACCAACAUAGGCGAAGUGGCCUCUCCCCAAAUUCGAGGCUCCCUUAUUGGCAUCUAUUUGAUAUUCUUCUACUCUGGAGCCAUUUUUCAAGGAAUGACUUGCGCCAUCUGGUCAUCGUAUAAAAUUUUCACCUAUGGUAACACGACCAUUGCUGCUUUAUAUUUCGCGGUCACUUAUUGGGCCAUGGAGACACCGAAUUUCUUGCUGAGCGUUCCAAAAAAAGAGAAAGCUUUAGAGAACUUGAAAUAUAUACGGGCAGGAUAUUCCGAAGACGAUAUCAAUAUCGAGUAUCAAAAAAUGGACGAAUACAUUUCAGCCGAAAAAGAACAGAAGAAACAAUUAAACUGGGCUAAAUUUUUACGCUCGAAGCAAAUCAGAGGACCAUUGUUGAUCACGUUUGUGUUGAAUUUCUUGACUAUGAUGAGCGGUAUUAAUUUAGUCGGCUCGUACAACACUCUCAUCAUUCCAGACAACGAUUACAUCCCGAAAAAGUUCUACCCCCUGAUUAUGCAAUGUCUGCUUUUCAUACCGACCGUUCUUACGCCCUUUUACAUGGAUAUGUUUCCAAGAAAGACAUUGUAUAUUGUCGGAGCCGGAUUAACUGGCAUUAUACAGCUGAGCAAUGGAAUAUCUUACUACGUAUUCCGUCAAUACGAUACGUUAUUUUUCAAAUGGACUUUUAUAAUUGGUAAUUUAAUGUUGAACGCUGCUUACGGAAGUUUAUUAGGACCGACCAACAGUGCUAUCAAAUCGGAACUAUUUCCGCAAGCUGUGAAAGGCCUGGGUGGCUCGUUAAGUAUUAUAUCGCAAGCUACGGCGACUAUUUUAAGUUAUAAGUUAUAUCACAUAAUGGCAGCCAAAUAUUUACACUUUUUAUACGGAUUAUUCUCGAUAAGUUGUAUAAGUUUAGUUUGUUUCGUGUAUUUCGUGUUGCCAGAAGCCAGAGGAAAAUUAUUAUCCGAUUUACAAAUAGAUAAAGUCAAGAAGGUCAAGAAGCCUUCAACUGUGCAAGAUGAAUUCGAGAAACAUAAGUCUGAAAAUGUAUAAUAUGUAUAGGUGUAUCUUUAAGUGUAACCUCUAAGUUCUCGGAUAGUAUUAAAAAAUUGACGUAUAUGUUACUAUUAUCUAGUAUAUCAAUAUUAAGAUUUGGCAAUAAGAUAAGAGAGAAAUUGCUAUCUAGGCCAGCUCAGGCAAAACUUAAUCGAUUCCAAUGUCACCUUUUCAUAUUUUUUUUUUUUUUUGCUUCAAAAUUUUAAAAAUGGCCAACAAAUUCAUCUACUAGUUACCUUGUUAAUAACAUUUUUUUCAAACUUUUAAGAAGUGAAAUUUGUCUCAGUAAAACUUUGAACGUUUAUUCGUUUAAUGCCGACAAAAUAUUCGCAAAGCCUUUGUAUUUUUGUAAAAUUUGGUGGGGAUUUUAAAAAUGUAAUAUUAAUAUAUAUAUGUCAAUUUUAUUUUUAAUUACUAUUUUUUUUUUAAAUUUUUGUGAUGAGAUGUUAUUUUUGUAAAUUUUAUUGUUUUAAUACAGUCUAUUUCACGUGUUCAAA